UAAAUUAACAUAACAAAAAUACUUAAACAUAUCUUAAUCAAGGGCUACAUAAAACAAUUCUUUAUAAUAUGACAGGGUUUUGUUCACGUUUAUAGUUCAUAGGAUUAGAGUAUAGAUUGAAUUCAACUCAUAUUUGGAAGGCACGUAAACAACGUAGCGUUAUGUUAUGAAAGCAACAUGCGCCAGCGCUACUCAGCGUGGCGUAUGACGUAAGACGUAGAGUGUGCAGGCGCGCCAGUGACGUGGUGAAUCCAGAGCGCCCUGCUGCUGGCGGUGAGUUUAAAGAGUCUCUGUUGGAGGGCUGCAGUGAAAACAGUCACACACACUUCAUGCCUGCUCCUAUCUACACAGUACACACUUAGGUCAGAACCGAAAGAGAUGCCAAAGAACAGCUUGCCACUGCAGGAUCUGCCCUGCCUCAGUCUGCAGGGCUCCAUGUUGACCAAGAGGGUCAACAAACGCAAAUCCAGAGGCUUUCUGGUUGAGGGUCUGGACACAGAGUGCACCCCAACAGACCUGAUCCAGGAGUGGUCACCGCCACACAAGCACCAGCGUUUCAUCUCAAAGGGGAAAGAGAACGACUGCAAUGAGUUUGUCCUGGCCAGGCGCUCCAGGAGGAAGAAGGAAUCCACAUCAGGCAUUUCAUGGGACCACCUUCCCGAUGAGCUGCUUCUCAGGAUCCUCUUCUACCUCCCUCUGCACGAUCUCCUCAGGAUGUCCAGGGUCUGCAAGCGCUGGCACCGCUUAGUGUUUGAUGAGACUCUGUGGCACAGUGUGGAUCUGGACGGGUUGACUCACAUGGGUCCGGCUCUACAGCAGGUUCUGAAGACUGGAGUCCGCAGGCUGCGCUGCCCUCGCUCCUUUGUAGAAGAACUGCAAUUCACAAUUGCAAGCUCUCUGCAGAUAACUGAGCUGGAUAUGUCCAGCUCCAUCAUCCCCACCUCAGCUCUGGAGAGCGUCGUCUGUCGCUGCAGACUGCUGGAGUAUCUGAGUCUAGAGGGCCUGCGGCUGUCAGACACCAUCAUCAGCUCUCUGGCUGAGAAUCCACAGCUGCUGCAGCUCAACCUGAGCGGCUGCUCCGGCUUCUCUGCUCCUGCUCUCAGUGAGCUGCUCAAAUCCUGCUCCAGAAUAGAGCAGCUGAACAUAUCAUGGUGUGACUUCACCAAUAAUCAUGUGAAGAGUGUCGUCAGUAGUCUGACACCCGGUGUGACCCACCUCAACCUCAGCGGCUACAGAGAGAGCCUCACACUGGAUGAUGUGAAGGUGCUGGUGGAGAGAUGCCCCAAUAUUCAGACUCUAGAUUUAAGUGACAGUACCCUGCUGAUGGCCGACUGCCUACCUGUCCUCGCACAGCUCAAACAUCUGCGCCAUCUGUCCUUGAGUCGCUGCUAUCACAUCCACCUCGCCGCCCUCACUGACCUUGGGAAGACGUUCCCCUCGCUGUGCCUGCUGGACGUGUACGGCCUGGUGCAGGACAGCCACCUGCCCGCUCUCAAGAAGGAACUGCCUCGCAUCUCCAUCAACUCCAGACCUUUCUCCAGCAUCGCCCGGCCCACGCCCGCCGCCGCGCUCCCCGGCUGCUUCGGCGACCGCGCCAUGUGGACCAGGCAGUGUAGACUGAGGUUUAAGUCAUAAGCUUCUUCUUUUUUUUUUUUAAUGGAGAAAUAGUUUUUAAUGGUGCAGUAUUCUGCCACACAUCCAGGAAGUCUGGCCUGGUGUGCAGGGACAGAGCCUCGACUGAGUGUUUCUUGCUGCUACAGAAGAUGCUUUUAGUGUUACCGUGCAUUAGGGCUAUGUGAUAUGACCCGUAUCUCAUCCUGAUAGAGCUCAUUUCAUACAUUAUCUGUGAAUUCAAUGAAUAUCUUCUAUAAAAAAAGACCACAUUUGUUACAUCUUGAAUCCUACACUCAACAAAUAUAUUUGAUUUUUCUCCUUUUUAUUUAGAAUGUUGCGAUUUUCACAACAUAUAAAUUGGAACCAAAGUAGCUCCAUAUUUUUGGAGAUUUCCUGCCUGCAUCCGUGCCAUGUGGAUAAAAGCCAAACAUCCAAAUGAUGAAAAAUACUGCCAUAAAGAGUGAUUUGUGACAAGAAAAUAAAUAAUUUGAACGAAUAGAUGAUGAUCUAUUGCACAUAAUACAUGUGGUCAUAUUGCACAGCCCUUGCUUGCAUUAAUGGUACAAAAGGUCAAAUAGUGGACUUGACCUUUUUAAAGUACUGAACGUGCAAGCUUGUAGAGUAUUUUAAUACUUUUUUUUCACUUUUUUAAAAAAAUAAAUAGGAAACUCAGACUUGAAUGUUGAACCCAGUUCUUGUUGGAAUGUUAACAGAAACUUUUUAAAAUAAGUUUUUGAAUCUGUUUUAAAGUUCAAAUAAUGUUUUAAUUUAAAAUGUGUUGUAAGGGAAACAUGGUUGAAAAACUCAAUUUGAAAUGUUGAAUGUCUAUGAAUAUUUGAUGAGUUGAUUCUUUGUACGUUGUAAUGAUACCGAUGGUAAAGUGUCCUGUAACAGCUGUAAUAAUAAUAAUGCUCUCUGUUUAAAGUAAAUGGAAUCAGUGCAGAGGUUUUAAUGUAGGAGGAGGAGAAUGAUGAUGAUGAUGAUGAAUCUGGAAGAGACACUACUUCACUACUGUAAGAACUGGACCAGGUUAGCAUCAGGGUGCAUUUGAUUUUUUUUAUGAUGAGCUCAUUAUCACAGUCAACAGGGUUAUAUGGUGCUCUAUAUGUUACCAUUUCAUCCACAUGUCAUAGACAGGAUUUUAAAGAACAAUGUAUGUUUUUGUACUUUAUUAUAAACUUGUUAAACUGUUCGUUUUUCCCUUGUGAGUCUUAACAAGUAAAACCACUGAAUACAAAAAGCAUUGCGUGUCUGAGCUUUGUUUGAUAUUUACUCUCAAAAAGAGAGUAAUGUAGCUGUGCAUAGUAUACAUACAUCAUGUGUAUAAUAGGUAUGUAUAGUUUACAACUUCCAUUUAAAAUGAAUUAUACAUGUAGCAAUACCAUUUAAAUGUAAAUUACAGAUCCUGUUCAUUGAAUACCAUUUUAUUUAUUUUAAAUGGAAGGAAGAAUGAAGCCAGUUAGAUUGAGAAACCAAAUAUUUGACUAAUUGAAUCAGGGAUGUCAAACAUAUGGCCCACUGGCCAGAAUCAGCCAGCCAAGGGGUCAAAACCGGCCCACUGGACAAUUUAGUAUGAUGCAGGUUUCAUGAGCAAGUUAAACUGUGAGGAGCCUACCUCAUGUAAAAUGCUGCUUCGGAGGUUUUUCCACCCUGACUAGAAUACAAUACUCUGAAAAAAACAUUGAAUACAUAUUAUGGUCAUAUUUAAAACAUUCAUAUAUUUUACAUUGUGAAAAAGAAUAUGAAAUACCAAACAUAAUAUUGUUGAAACUGCAUAGAUUUUUCUUUGUGAUUUUUGCAGUGUGUUUAGUAUCAUUGCCAUGUUGGAAAAUUCUUCUCCUGCCAAGCUCUUGAGACUGGGAGUCAUGUUUUCAUUCAGUAUUUGAAUAAACUCAUUUAUAUUCAUGCCAUUUAUAAAUAUCUCUCCUACACAUUUUACA
Molecule: messenger RNA, 3554 nt
Organism: Scomber scombrus (Atlantic mackerel)
Lineage: Eukaryota; Metazoa; Chordata; Actinopteri; Scombriformes; Scombridae
Gene: skp2
Product: S-phase kinase-associated protein 2, E3 ubiquitin protein ligase
Exons: 10
Coding region: 379-1635 (418 amino acids)
Biological process (GO): SCF-dependent proteasomal ubiquitin-dependent protein catabolic process; positive regulation of protein ubiquitination
Cellular component (GO): SCF ubiquitin ligase complex
Molecular function (GO): protein binding
Source: RefSeq, a predicted model, not a curated record